AUGUUUACGGGUUAUAGAAGAUCCACUUCUAUAACUAAAAAGAUGCUGCAACAGCAGCAGUUGCAAAUCCAGCACCCUAUUAAGAGAACUAUUGUACUUGCGGCAGUGGCUUCGUUGACAAAUCUUUUAGUAGGUAAAGAUGUGAGACUAGCCAAUGCAAUGGAGAAUGAUAACCUACACGAUAAAACUGGUGAAUAUCAACGAAAAACUCAAGAAGAUGUCGAACAACGGUUGAAAGCUCUUCGGAAUACCAGACCAAUGAAACCUAAUUAUGAAGGACACGUUCCUCUUUGGCCCCAUGAGAAACUUAUACUAUUCGCUGUUAGUGGAUUAAGAUCCUAUUUUCAUCCUGAAAAUGGGGAGAAUAUUGUUCAAUUGGGAGAAGCUACGGCCCUUCCUUGUUUCUUGGAAUCGUUGAAACGCACAAUGCUAUUGGAUAAGGUUGGUAGAAGGAUAUUACGUGAAACCCCGGAUAUCACAUCAGAGAGUCUUAACAUGGAACGGUUGUCCAAGAUGGGGAAAAACACAUUGGGCUAUACUUACUACCAAUGGCUGAAAAAGGAAGGCGUGUCACCAGAUACCAGAGCACCGGUCGCCUAUAUAGACGACCCCGUCCAUGCUUUUAUUUUCAAAAGAUACAGGCAGUGUCAUGAUUUCUAUCAUGCAAUUAAUGGGUUGCCAAUCAUAAUUGAAGGUGAGAUUGCUGUUAAGGCAUUUGAGGCUGCAAACCUCGGUGUUCCCAUGGCAGCGUUAGGUGCAUUACUUGCUCCAUUGAAGCUAAAGCCUGUACAAAGAGAACGUCUUUUCACAAUUUACCUACCCUGGGCAGUGAAAUCUGGCCUCAAGUGUAAACCUUUGAUCAAUGUGUAUUGGGAGGAAUUGUUAGAAAAAGAUAUCGAAGAAUUGCGCAGAGAGUUGAACAUCACUCCUCCCCCGGACUUGAGAGCUCUUAGGAAAGAGCGUGCCCGCCAAAGAAUGUCGUUCAAACUCAAAUACGAGAGUUAUGAGAAAUGA
Messenger RNA from Kluyveromyces marxianus DMKU3-1042, 1014 nucleotides. RefSeq names its product ubiquinone biosynthesis protein COQ4 (gene COQ4). The transcript has a single exon. Gene Ontology annotation, biological process: ubiquinone biosynthetic process. Gene Ontology annotation, cellular component: mitochondrial inner membrane; mitochondrion. The record is from RefSeq and is a predicted model, not a curated record. NCBI's taxonomy places the organism in Eukaryota, Fungi, Ascomycota, Saccharomycetes, Saccharomycetales, Saccharomycetaceae. Bases 1 to 1014 code for a protein of 337 amino acids.